UGCCGGCGAUGAUGGAGCUGAAAGCAGCACUGACGCCGUACAUCAACCUCACGUCGUGGACGGCGACGAACCCCUGCUCCUCGUGGUGGCUCAUCACGUGCUGGACCAACGGGCUCGUGCGCCGCAUGGACAUCAGCUCCAAGGCCAUCCAGGGCAACCUGCCCUCCGUCAUCGGCAGCCUCACCAGCCUCGAUGAAUUUUUUGCCACCACGAAUUGGCUCAAGGGACCUCUCCCGGACUCAUUCAGUCGACUCACGGCCAUCAGGAACCUGCAGCUGUUUAAGAACUACUUCGAGGGUCCUAUCCCGGAUUCAUGGGGCAACAUGAAGAACCUCGUGCAGCUGCACCUCAACCUCAACUAUUUUUCAGGUGGGCUGCCCGACACCUUCUCGCAGCUGACCAACAUGCAGAAAUUCUACGUGUCCAGCAACCUGCUCAACUCCUCCUUCCCCACAGUCGUUUGCACCAUGAAGAAUCUGAGAGAGCUUCGCCUCAGCUACAACCACUUCACCGGAUCCGUACCCUCCUGCCUCAGCCAGCUCUCCUACCUCUACUAUCUGUACAUCGACACCAAUCAGCUCACAGGCAGUCUCCCAGCCACCAUCGGCGACCUUCCUGCCCUGCAGAACCUGUUCAUCAAUCAGAACAGUCUCAGUGGCCCUCUCCCACCCAUCAUCACCAAGCUCACCAACCUGCGCAUCCUAUUCAUGAGCAGCAAUCCCUAUCUGGACGGCCCUCUGCCAUCGGACCUGGGCAACAUGGUCAGCCUCACCGACUUUGUGAUGGAGUUUGCAGCCUUCAACGGCACCAUACCUGACUCCAUCUCCAAGCUCACUCGCCUCUCCCGCAUUCUGAUGGACAACUGUCGCUUCACCGGCUCCAUCCCACAGGGCAUCAGCAACCUCAAGGCACUCACCGUGAUGUAUUUGGAAGGAAACCGCUUCCGCGGCAGCUUCCCUGCUGGCCUUCUCACUCUACCCAAACUCAACCUGCUCAACCUACACGACAACCAGUUUUCCGGGCCACUCCCGUCUGGCUUCCUCAACGCCACCAUAGUAACGGCGGGGCAGAUCAACAUACACCACAACUACUUCAACGGCCCUGCCACCAUCGUUGCCGGCGCCUCUCCCUUCUGCCCCAAGGACCAGACCCGCAACGGCAUCUUCUACCAGUCUUCCCUCGCGUACAACUGCAUCAAGUAUCCCGCCACCAGUGCAUGUGCUCUCGCUCCUAGGAUCGAAACCCAGCUUUCCACCACCACUUGCCAGGCGUUCUGUGGCGCUGACGUGGCGCCGUGCGGCGGGCACGGCACGUGCUGGUUUGGGGUUGGCCGCAGCGUGUCGUGUGACUGUGACCCGGGGUAUGUGCCCACCUUGGAUGGGCUGUCCUGUGUGGCUGACACCACUGGCGUGGUGUUCGUGGACAGCCUGACCUCGCGUGUCAUCCCCACUCUCGAUGGCACGAAGCGGCUCACUAUCGGCGUAUACCAAAUAUACCAGAAAUUCCAUCGCGAUCUGCCAGCGACGAAGCAGUACGCGUACGGCACGAGUCAGAAGACGGCGUCGUACCCCGGCCCCACCAUCGUGGCCAAGGUGGGCAUCGACACGACCGUCACGUGGGAGAACCAUCUGCUCGACAACACGCACAUGUUCACCGUCGAUCGCACCGUCAUGAUGGGCAUCAAGCUUCCCAGGAAGGGCAUUCCCAUCGUGGUGCAUCGCCACGGCGGCUCUCAGCAGAGCUUCUACGACGGUCACCCUCUCGCGUGGUUCACGCAGUACGGCGAGAAAGGCCCGACCUAUUACUCCAGCAACUACAAGUACGUGAACGACGAGGCGUCGACCGUGUGGUACCACGACCACAUGGCGGGCAUGACGCGGCUGAACGUCGCGGCGGGCAUGGCGGGGCUGUACAUUAUCACGGACCCCAAGGUCGAGUCCAAGUUCACCUGGUUACCGCCUGCCACCCGUACGAUUCCGCUCGCCAUCGCGGAUCGCCUGUUUUUCGCCAACGGGUCGAUCAAUUAUCCGAACGUGGGCAUCGUGCCGAACGUGCAUCCCAACUGGAUUCCCGAGUAUCUCGGUGACACCAACAUGGUCAACGGCGUGGUCUGGCCGUACCUCAAGGUCCGCCCGGCGCUUUAUCGUUUUAAGGUGCUGGGCGCGUCGAACGCGCGCUUCUACAACCUCCAAUUUGUUUGCGCGCAACGCGGCGAUUAUCCCAACUUCGUACCCCCUCUCACGGGCAAGGUUCUCGAGAUGAUCGAGAUCGCUAGCGACGGUGGUUACCAGGAAAAGCCCGUGUACAUGACUUCGCUGCUCCUCACCCCCGGCGCUCGCCACGACAUUCUCGUGGAUUUCUCCAACCUCCCGUCGUCAUGCAAAGACGUCAUUCUCCAAAAUACUGCCCGUGCGCCUUACCCGGGCGGUAUUGCUGCGGACCGCGACACGGGGCUUGUCAUGCGCAUCGUGAUCACCAAUCGUGGACGUUUCCCCGCCCCUAAAAUCCCAAGCCGGAUUUCGUAUGUUCCUAGGAUCAACUUCAGGGACAUUCAGAAGGUUCGAUGGCACCGCCUGGUCGAAGAAAUGGACCCGAAAACGAACCAACCCAUCCGCGUCACCAUUGACAACCUGGGGUUCAUGAACCCUGUCAGGGACUUUCCGAAGCAGGGCACGAACGAGAUCUGGCACAUCAUCAACCUCUCGGCUGACGCGCAUCCGUUCCACAUCCAUUUGAUUGACCACCGUCCGAUCGCUCGCCGCGCGUUCGAUGUCGCGGCGUUUCAGGCUGGCAGGUGCUCGUUCCGCAAAUCGGACAACAAACCUGCAUGCUGGACAAGUGGCAGGAUCCCCGUCGAUCCGACCGAGAGAGGGUGGAAGGACACAACGCCCGCGUAUCCCGGUCAGGUGCUCACGCUGUGGACAGGGUGGAAGGAUAACAACGGAAGGCCGCUUCAGUUCGACGCGUCUGUCGGGCCUGGGUAUGUGUACCAUUGCCACAUGCUGGAGCAUGAGGAUAACGACAUGAUGCGCCCGUUCAAGAUCGUGCCGAAUGGCAAAGCUGAGUGA
Messenger RNA from Closterium sp. Yama58-4, 3068 nucleotides. NCBI's taxonomy places the organism in Eukaryota, Viridiplantae, Streptophyta, Zygnematophyceae, Desmidiales, Closteriaceae. The record is from the annotation of a GenBank genome assembly.